CUUCCUCACUUGUUUUGGUCUAAUACGCUUGUCCAAAAGCCCACGACAGCAUGAGGUGGUGGCCUCUUCAGUGAUGCCACCUGCGUCCUGUACCCAGCAGACAUUAGCGUUGUCCCACUUUUGUGUUUGCCGUCUGGAGAUGGAGAAGAGAGGGUGCCCGAAGCUGUAACUUCUGGGUGGGAUGAGUUGGAGAGGAAACACCAGAGGCAGGCUGAGAGGAACACCCAGGAUGUCUCUCUGGCAGGGUCAGGCUUCGGGCAUGCCGCAAUUUCCUCCUUCCUCGUCUUCCCGUCUGUCCUUGACAGCAAGUCCCAAUUUGCUCUCACAAAGGGCAAGAGCCGUUGUGUGAAUGAUUUACUGGAAGAGGCUGUCCCUCCCAACCAAUAAACUAGAUGAGGCUGGGCAGAGACGAGGACAGGGAUGCUGAAAUUGCCCGGAGUUUUCUGUGCACAUGGUGCGUUAAGGCAAAAGAGACUUCUGUACAUACCGGUUCUUAUUUAUUUUCCCAAAGUGCCCCCUUACCGUGGUGUUUCAACCUGGCAGAGGUGGUUCCAAGGCUCCCCGGUCAGUGGUCAGACUGGUGUCCAUGUCCUGUGCCCUGCUCGUGUUGGUGAGGCCAAAAAUAAAGGGUUUACUCAAGCAGGAGGGUGAGAGAAAGAAGAUGGUGGUGUGGGCAAGUAUCAGAGGUCAGGUCAAGACCUAAUAGAGUGUGAUUUUAUUUUUAAAGUAGGCUGAUUUUACUCAUGUUCAUGCUCUUGUCACUUUUGCGUGUUCUCUCGGUAGCAUGUGUCACCUGUGCUGUGUGUGUCGCCUGUGCUGUGAGGCCAUACAGUCUGGCCAGGGACACUUGUGGGGGAUAAGGGAUGUUUGGGUGGGUCUUUUAUACCUUUUAGGAGUCACUGAUUACUAUGGAACAAUCCUUUUGACUUGGGAUCUUGCUUGUCCUGUCAGGGUUGGGUUAAUGGUUGGGGUUGAUCUUGAGGGUCUCUUCCAACCAAAAUGAUUCUAUGAUGCUCCACAAAUCCCAGACACUGUCUCUUUUUCCUCAGUUUGAGUAUUUUUUUAGUAAAGAUUUUAGGCAGGCUUUUGAUACUGUCCCUCACAGCAUCCUUCUGGCCCAGUUGUCCAACUGGGAGAUGAGUGGAUUCAUGGUAUGCUGGGUGAAGAACUGGCUGGAGGACAGAGCUCAAAAGGUUGUAGUGACUGGGGCUACAUGUGGCCGGUGACUGGUCACCAGGAAUGUUCCUCAGGGCUUGGUGAUCUGGAUGCAGGGGUUGAACGCACCGUUAGCAAGUUUUCUGACAAUACUAAGAGGUGGACACUGGUGACAAGUGGUGUCCCUCAGGGGUCUGUAUUGGGACCAGUGCUGUUUAAUAUCUUCAUCAUUGACAGACAGUGGGAUCAAAUGCACCCUCAGCAAGUCUGCAAGUGACAGCAAGCAGAGUGGUGCUGGUGACACACCUGAGGGACAGGAUGACAUCCAGAAGGACCUAGACAAGCUGGAGAAGUGGGCUCAUGCAAACCUCAUGAGGUUCAACAAGGCCAAGUGCAAGGUCCUGCACCUGGGUCAGGGCACCCCCCAGUAUCAAUCCAGGCUGGGGAUGGAGGGAUGAAGAACAGCCCCCAGGACAAGGACUUGGGGGUGCUGGGGGUGAAAGACUGGCCAUGACCCAGCCAUGUGCGCUUGCAGCCCAGACGGCAAUCGUAUUUUGGGCUGCAUCACCAGCAGCUUGGGCAGCAGGUGGAGGCAGGGGAUUGUCCCCUCUGCUCCGCUCUGGUGAGACCCCCCUGCAGUGCUGGUCCAGCUCUGGGUCCUCAGCACAAGACACACAUGGACCUGCUGGAGAGGGGCCAGAGGAGCCACAGGAAUGACCCGAGGCUGGAACAGCUCUGCUGGGAGGACAGGCUGAGAGAGUUGGGGUGUUCAGCUGCAGAAGAGAAGCUCCAGGGAGACCUUAGUGCGGCCUUCCUGGACUUAAAAGGGGCCCAUAAGAAAGAUGGGGACAGACUUUUCAGCAGGGCCUGUUGUGAUAGGACAAGGGGUGGUGGUUUUAAACUAAAGGAAGGAGAUUCAGGCUGAACAUGAAGAGGAAAUUGUUGUCCCUGAGGGUGGUGAGAGCCUGGCCCAGGUUGGGCAGAGAGGUGGUGGAUGAACCAUCCGUGGAGACAUCCCAGGCCAGGCUGGACGGGGCUCUGAGCAACCUGAGCUGGUGAAGAUGUCCCUGCUCAUGGCAGGGGGGGCGCUGGGGGAGCUUUCACAGUCCCUUCAACCCAAACCAUCUGUGAUUCUAUGAUCUAUGACUCGCUGUAUGAAUUUUGUCAAGCCCCUUUAGCUAAACCACGCAUACAGUGCUGGGCCCCAGCAUUCCAGAUGGAUGUGAAGGUCCUCGAAUGCCUCCAGAGGAGAGCAACCAAGCUGGUGAAAGACAGGAAGGAAUGUCCUGUGAGGAGCAGCUAAGGGCUCUGGGGUUGUCUAGUUUGGAGAAGAGGAGGCUGAGGGGCGACCUGGCUCUGCAGCUUCCUGAGGGACUGGAGAGAGAGGUGCUGAGCUCUGGAACCAGGGACAGGGACACAUGGGAACGGGUCAGAGCCAAGCCGGGGGGGGGGGGUCUGUGCCGAGAGGGUGUCAGACACUGAACAGGCUUCUAGAGAGGGGGUUGGUGCCCUAAACCUGUCAGACAACAAAUUAUUUUAACUUUUGGUCAGCGUGAAGUGGUCAGGCCAUCAGUUGGACUAGAGAUCAUCGUAGGUCCCUUCCAACUGAAAUAUUCCAUUCUAAGAUGGGGGGGGGUUUGUUCUUUGGUUAUUUUGGGGUUUCUUUUCUACAGUGUGUUUUGAGGAGGGGUUGUAGUUUACAGGCUGGUGUACAAAACCACAUUGUCACCCUUCCGUUAGCACAGGGCAGGCCAAGCCAUCCGCUGGUGACUCACCUGGUCUGCUCAGUGUUUGCUCAUCACAUCCGUGUUUACUGACGAGUUGCUCUCGUCACCCUGGCUCCAUCAGGUGCAAGUGAAGCAGGUGACUGGGAAAAGCCCAGGGAUUUGACAAAGGUAGAUCCUGACACCGACCUGACAAAAUACCCGCAAAAUCGCGUUUGCUGUCGACACGGGGAGAGCGGUGGGUGCUGUUUGCCCAGGUGUCAGCAAAGUGUUGGACGCUGUUCCCGCAGCCUGGAGAGGCGGGAGACGCGAAGCGGAGGGCUGGUCUGCGGGGCGGGCAGGGAACUGCCUUGGAGGCUGCUGAUCACUGGUUUUCACUUCUGUCCACUGGUUCAGGAGGCCUCACCGGACACCAUCCAACGAGGAAAGCUGGUCUUACCCAGCAACUGUCUUCUCCAUUAGCUGCUUCUCUGUGAUCUCUGCUCUUCCACAGUGCAGUGAAAUAGCUCUUCCAGCCGCAGCCCUUUAUUCUUGGAAGAAAAUCAUCCGACGGGGUCGUCUUUUCUUCUGUUUUUAACCUGAACACCAUCUCCACAAGGCUGCAAGCUGUCAAAUUGCCUUCAGGAUGAUGGCUUGUGCUCAGGCCUGUGCUGCAACACUCUUCUCCAUACAACUGUAAGGUCACAGCUCUCUCAACUCAGCCACACAGAUGCUUUCACCAGAAAUACCUCUGUUGUUUGAGCUGCUCUCGCAUUCUGCCAGGCUGAGCUGAUGCAGCUCGCUCAUUCCGGAUCAGCCUGUUUCUAUUCUCUGCCUUUUUCCUACGCCAUUCUUUCUCUCUCUUUUCCGCGCCUACCCCCCCCACAAACCACUGACCAUAAUUGUUUAAAAUACAGGCUUUACACGUGAAUGGUUCUUUUUGGGAAGCGGAACUUUCCAUACUGCUUUUUUUUUCAGCCACAUACAGAGAGAACACGAGGGAGGGAGUCGGGGCUGAGCAAUAACGCGGUGCUGUGGCCGGGACCGUUCUGGCACAGCCACGUUCCUUACACGUGAAGAUCCUAAAGCUCAAUGUAAGUUUACGAUUUCAGCUGAACAACAGAGCAAAUACCCUGAGGGAACAGAAGGGAGGAGUUAUCAUAGGGUUAUUUUGUAGUAUCUUUCCCAGACCUUAAACACCAGUAUUGUCCUUCUUUUCUUCAUUCUCAAUGAUGCUUUCAAAUAUCAGUUCCCUGUUGUGUACAGGAGGGAGAGGCGGGGUGGGUACAUAUAUGCGUGAGGGGGAUAUUUUUAUAAAGAAUCAUUGUGGUGGGAAUUUUUUGUCCAAAAUUCUAUUUUUUUCUGGGAUAGACUUAAAUAUGAGCACGAUGUGGAUGCUCAACACUUGGAAGCAGUGUUCUGGCACAGCGAGGAAGCAGUUGACUCUCUGUACUGGUUUUGGUGCGACAGAGUUAAUUGUCAUCCUCGCAGCUGCUACGGUGCCUGGUUUGGGAUCUGUGACCGGGGUGGGUACCUUUACCAGGGACGGCUGAACGCCUGCCUGCCGUGGGAAGCAGUGCAUCAAUUCCUUUUGCUCUGCUUGUGCACACGGCUUUUGCUUUACCUAUUAAGCUGUCUUUAUCCCAACCUGCGAGUGUUUGCGCUUUCGCCUUUCGGAUUCUCUCCCCAUCCUGCUGCAGGGCAGUGAGUGAGUGGCUGCGUGGGGUCCUCACCCACCACGCUUGCCCCUAACCCAGCAUGAAGCGGAGGCAACUAUAGAGCUAUUAAUUCAUCAUCCUGCCCAGCUAAUGAAUCCUGCGUCAGUGCUGCCAGGCUCACCACAGCCCAGCCCCACGUGAGGCAUUUCUGCAGGUCACCGUACUUUUCUGCGUAACCAAACCUGACGAUUCAUAUGCGACACCCCAGCAGAGAGCAAUGAUUCAACUGUAAAAGUGUAAAAAAAAGGUCUUUUGUGAUUCGUGGGUCCUACCGGCUUCUGAGCGAGAGAUUGAGCAGCUGACGUGUAUCGUGUAACAGGAGAAUGAAGUCUAUUAAAUGUGACCCCCUGCGAGCAGCAGCUGAUGCUGUGCCAGGAGUAACCCUAGAAAUUCUUCAUAAAACAGCACAUUGGCUCUUGUUCUACCAAGAAACUCGAGGAAAGCAACCCUAUACCUUGCUAAUCUCUGAAUCUCGGUGUGCGCUGGAGCUGGGGCUGGCCUGAGGAAGCUGUGAUUUAAAAGGAAAUACUGUGUAUUUGGGUACUCUGAAGACUUAGCGCAACGUAGGUGAAGGAUACCAGAAUGCUGAGGACUUGGCUCGUGGUGUGGCAUGUUGGGCCACCAGCACACGAGGUUUAGAAAGGUGGCACCGUGGGCAGGGAGGGAAAAGGGACCGUGGCAGGAGGUGCACGGGAAGUGGCACGGCAGUACAAGACCAAAAGCAACAGCUUAAAUCCACUUUUCCAGGCUGGGAGAGGUGGGUGAUCUUUUUGUUGCCCAAAUGAGGAGAGCAUUGACUUCCCCCAGCGUGGGGAGUUGGGGGGUCACCCCAAUCCAGACCCGCAGGACAAAUCCUGCUCUUCUGGGGCAGUUUGCAACCAUCAAUCCCUGUGUAAUGCAAGUUGGAAUGUUAAUCAUAGAAUCAUUUUGGUUGGAAAAGCCCCUCAAGAUCAUCGAGUCCAACCAUUCCCCCACCCCGUGUCCCUGAGAACCUCGUCUCUGUCUGUCCAACCCUCCAGGGAUGGUGACUCCAGCACUGCCCUGGGCAGCCUGUUCCAAUGCCCCACAGCCCUUUGGGGAAGAAAUUGUUCCCCACAUCCAACCUCAACCUCCCCUGGCGCAACUUGAGGCCGUUUCCUCUGCUCCUGUCAUGUGUUAUGUGGGAGAAGAUACCAACGCCCUCCAUGCUACAACCUCCUUUCAGGCAGUUCAGAGAUCAGAAGAUACCUCCAGGACGUCACUCUGUAGAUUAACCGUCAGGUAACGCCUGUUCCGUCUCUCUCCCAAGGCCUAGACUGAGCAGCGUUUCUAAUCUCUUCACCUCCGGCUGCAACAUUUGCAUUUUCACUGGGAAAGUGUUUCAACUCUACAUGUUUUACAGGGAAUUCCUGACAGGUGAACGGUGUUUUGCUGUUGUCCGCUGUUUCCUGUUGAAAUAUGAGUCUGGCAGAGAGUUACAGUCCUAAACCCCCGAGCAAGGGGUGCAGGGUGGGUAGGGGGGCACACUGACUGGUGUGACACUGUGCAGGGUGACAAAGGGACCUUCCCUCAGCCACCUGGUCCCCACCGAAGGGUCCCUGCUAAAUCCUCCCGUCGCUGCAAACCCCAUCUCCCGAGGCGGCUCUUUGUCAACGUCUUGCCGAACCAGAGCUUUUUAUGGCUUAUUAAUCACCUUCCACCCACCCCUGGGAACACCUGGCCACUCCCUUCGUCCUCGCCCGCCCCAUCGCACCGAUGGGAUGCUAGAAAUAGAGACGCGUGCGGUAGGAGCCAGAGGAGCCCGCGAACAAAAGGAGCAUUUGGAGUCGAUUUGCAACGGGGAUAUUUUCCAGCUCACAGCAUGAAAAGCCCUGGGUGUGCUUCAAGGCACAUCAAGUGUCUCAUCGUCAACCUCUUCCUGGGGCUCAUCUUCCUAUCGGGAUUCUACCAUGCGAAGAAUAAAAGUUUCCUGAUCCUGAAAAGCCACGGGGAGCUGCUGAUACCUUCCAUGCCUUGCCGUGCCAAGACUAACGUCAUGUUCCUCAAGACCCACAAGACAGCCAGCAGCACCCUUCUCAACGUCAUGUUCAGGUUUGCGGAGAGGUACAACCUCACCGUCGCCCUCCCAGCUGCCCACCACGUCCACCUGGGCUACCCGAAGACCUUCCUGGCCCACUUUGUGGAGGCAUUUCAAGCCAUAGGACAGAACUACAACAUCAUGUGCAACCACCUGCGGUUUAACCCCUCGGAGGUGCAAAAGGUGAUGGCAGCGAACACCUUCUACUUCUCCAUCCUGAGGAACCCCAUUUCUCUGCUGGAGUCUUCCUACACCUACUACAAGGACACUGUCCCUGCCUUUAGGCUGUCCAAGGACGUGAACGAGUACCUGGCAUCACCCAUGAAGUAUUACCACCCGGAGGAUUCCAAGAAAAACAUCUACGCCAGGAAUAUUAUGUGGUUUGACUUUGGCUACGAUAACAAUGCACAGGACAACAAAAAGUACGUCCAGGCAGUCCUGAAGGAGAUUGAGCAGAACUUCCACCUGAUCUUGAUAGCAGAGUACUUUGAUGAGUCCAUGAUCCUCUUGAAGCACGUUUUGUGCUGGGAUCUGGACGACGUGAUUUACUUUAAGCUCAAUUCCAGAAGCCAGGACACUGUCCAGACCUUGACUCUGGAAAGCAAGGAGCGUAUCAAAGUGUGGUGCUCACUGGACUGGCAGCUCUACCUGCACUUCAACCAGAGCUUCUGGAGGACAAUUGAGGAGACCAUAGGACUCAAGAAGCUGGAGAAGGAGGUGAAUCACCUGCGAAUGAGGCAGAAGGAGCUGAUGGAGACCUGUCUCUCAGACCAGAAGGCAGUGGAGAAGGAUCGCAUCCAGAACAAAGCUCUCCUGCCUUUCCAGUCAGGGGCUGCAAAUAUCCUUGGGUACAAUCUCAGACAAGACUUAGACAACAGGACUUUGAGAACCUGCCAGAGGAUGGUGAUGCCAGAGCUCCAGUACACGUCCUAUCUCUAUGCGGUUCAACACCCGCACAAGAAGAGGAAGCCAUUCGGCUUGUCCUUGCCCGCUUUCCAGGAGAAGAAGACGCAGAUCCCACCUCCCAACUAGGGCAUGUGACAACCUGCUGCGGUGUCACAUCACCCCACGUCUGGCACGUGGCUGGCCCACAGGACUCUUGCACGUGAAGGGGACGUGGCGGGAAGGAGUUGGGCUUUGUUUGGGGCCGCCACACUGGUGGCGGGUCCCUUUUUGAGGGACCUUGAGCUGGAUGUUGGCUGGAUCCUCCUCCUCGCUCGCCAGGGGCAACCAGCAGUGCUGAGCGCUGGACGGGCUUUCAGCUGGCUUAGGCAUUCCUGCCUCUUAAUCAUUAAUCACGGGAUUAAGCA
Columba livia (rock pigeon) is the source of this 7942-nucleotide messenger RNA. RefSeq names its product galactose-3-O-sulfotransferase 2 (gene GAL3ST2). Lineage: Eukaryota; Metazoa; Chordata; Aves; Columbiformes; Columbidae. The record is from RefSeq and is a predicted model, not a curated record. The coding region runs from base 6417 to 7664 and encodes 415 amino acids. Gene Ontology annotation, molecular function: galactosylceramide sulfotransferase activity. Gene Ontology annotation, cellular component: membrane. Gene Ontology annotation, biological process: glycolipid biosynthetic process; glycoprotein biosynthetic process. The transcript is spliced from 4 exons.